Messenger RNA from Pyrgilauda ruficollis (rufous-necked snowfinch), 533 nucleotides. RefSeq names its product protein S100-A7A-like. Gene Ontology annotation, molecular function: calcium ion binding. The record is from RefSeq and is a predicted model, not a curated record. The transcript is spliced from 4 exons. The coding region runs from base 177 to 533 and encodes 118 amino acids. NCBI's taxonomy places the organism in Eukaryota, Metazoa, Chordata, Aves, Passeriformes, Passeridae.
GUCAGAGGUGAUGGAGGGGCCAAGGACAACAUUUCCAAAGCCUGGUGUGUCACCAGCUCUGAUGAAAGAGGACCUCAGACAGGUAUAAAAGGGCUGCUCCAGGCUCCUGGGUCACACCGACGGAUCCAUCCCCUGCAAACUCUCCUUGGAGACCAGGGUCCCUCCAGAGCUCAGCCAUGUCCACCAGCACCCACAGCCACGCCGGGAGCCGGCAGUUGCCGGGGAACUGCACCCUGGAGAAGUCCCUGCAGACCAUCGUGGACAUGUUCCACCAGUACAGCGUCCGCCAGGGCGAGAUCGACCUCCUGAGCAUCGACGACUUCAAGACGCUGCUGACGGAGCAGGCGCCGUCCUUCCUGAGUACCUGCGACAGGAACCAGGCCGGCUACUUGGACAAGCUCUUCCAGGAGACCGACCUGAACAAGGACAAGGAGCUGAGCUUUGAGGAGUUCACCAUCGUGCUGAGCAAGCUGGCCGACGACGCCCACCGCAUCAGCCACGGCUCUGAGCGCUGCGGGCCGGACAAGGACUGA